This is a messenger RNA of Leptonychotes weddellii (Weddell seal), 1700 nucleotides long. NCBI's taxonomy places the organism in Eukaryota, Metazoa, Chordata, Mammalia, Carnivora, Phocidae. The record is from RefSeq and is a predicted model, not a curated record.
GAAACUGCAAUCAAAUAUAUGACUGAUGGAUGUUUACUGAAACAUAUUUUGGGAGAUCCAAAUCUUACCAAGUUCAGUGUCAUCAUUUUAGAUGAAGCCCAUGAGAGGACUCUAACUACAGACAUCUUAUUUGGUUUAUUGAAGAAGUUAUUUCAGGAGAAGUCUCCUAAUAGGAAGGAACAUUUGAAAGUUGUGGUGAUGUCAGCAACUAUGGAAUUAGCCAAGCUCUCUACAUUCUUUGGAAAUUGUCCAAUAUUUGAUAUACCUGGAAGGCUUUAUCCAGUCAGAGAAAAGUUCUGCAAUUUGAUUGGCCCACGAGACAGAGAAAAUACUGCAUAUAUUCAAGCGAUUGUUAAAGUGACCAUGGAUAUCCAUUUGAAUGAAAUGGCUGGAGACAUCUUGGUUUUUCUGACUGGUCAGUUUGAAAUUGAAAAAAGUUGUGAGUUACUUUUUCAGAUGGCAGAGUCUGUUGAUUAUGAUUAUGAUGUUCAAGAUACAACUCUGGAUGGUUUGUUAAUAUUGCCAUGUUAUGGAUCUAUGACAACAGGUAAUUCCUCACUAGAAUAGAAAAUUUGACUAAUUUUUUAAAAAAAAUAUUGAAUAAUUACAUACGUACAGAGUAGUAUACAGAUCCUAAGCGUUUAGGUCAGUUAAUUUUACGAACAACUCAUUUUAUAACCAACACCCAGGUCAUGAAAUAGAACUUUAAGGGAACCAGCAUUCCUUGAGAGAAGUGAUUUUUUUCUCAAAGUCUUUUCAUACUCACUUUUUCAGGAGCCUUGGACCACCCCCCCCACCUUGAUAUUGUUUAAGAGUGGGCUGUGUCCUCUCCCAGCAGAACAAAAAUAUUGUUGGUAAUUUUUUGAAAUUAGGACUAUAAUUUCUUGAUAGUAGUACCAUAAAUCAAACCUAAUUUAGUAUUGCCAAAGAAUUUCUAGAGAUCAUAUACAUCCAGGUACAUCUGAGACUAAACAUAGUGGGUUGUUUUCUUUUGAAGUAGCACACAGUCUGCUUUUCAAGAAUGAUGCUGUUCUUUUGUAAUUUCCAAGAGCAAAUGCAAACUCUUAUUCUGUUAUUUGUUCAUAAUAAAUAUUGUUGAAUUAGGUUUAGAAUUUGUUUAGUAAAACUACUUUAUUAUGGAAUUUGAUAUGUAAAAAAGGGAAGCUAUUUAGAGUUUGAUUGUGAUUAGCAUUAAAUAUGUAAAAAACAUUUGAAUGUUUUUAUAUAUAUAUUUUUUAUGUUUUUAUAUUUUAUAUGUAUUUUUGUUUUUGUUCAGUAGGUGGUUCUUAAUCUUAUGUUAACAAAAAAAGUUAGGAAUAUGUUUUGGUAAAUAACCAUAGACCAUGUGCUAUUUUAGAAAUCUCUUUUGUGAUGGUGGCCCUUGCCCUCCAUAUGGAAAUCUGUUUUUAGGUUUUUGUAUCUUUAAGGGAAUUCUUAGGGUCUUUAUUAGAUAUUUAAGGUUUUCAUUGUUUUCUGGAGAUUUGAUCCGCUGGCUCCUUUAAAUUUAUUUUGUUUACUGCUGAGGUAAUUCAAAACUCAUUAGAGUUGCUUUGUUAUUAACCAUUAACAAUAUAAAUUUUUUUUCUAUAUAAGUAAUUUCAUUCUUUCCUUUGUUACUGUCACAUUGAAAAUAGCAUGCUGAGUCUGCUAUUGCAUCUUGUUUAAUGGCCUGAAAUACAGUUUUUAUACUAUUAAAGGUU